ACACACACACGUACACGCAGACAAGGUACUCUUUGUUCACAUGUAUACCUGUGUAAGACGUCAUGUUAAUGAACUUGUGCAUAUUCAUGUAACCACAAUAAAGAGCAGUGCUACGAGGGAGCAGACGAGAGCGACUGGGGUUCGAGCAGAAGGAAUGGCGCUCGUCACAGUUCUCUCCCUCGUGCACGAGAUCAAACAAAGAGCUCUGCUUGGUGUCCAAUGCUUUUUGCUGUUGUAGUAGGAUUGUCUCGUUCCAGCGGUGGGUCUGUGCCAGACAGACCUAACAAUAAUUCUCUUGAACUACACUAAUAAUCUUUUUCUGUCAGCACAUUACAUUUUCCAUUUAUUCAAAAGGUGGAGGUGCAAAGCAUUCGAAUCACCUGCACCGUGUCGUCUCGUUUUGCAAACACGGUCAUGUCUUCCAAGGCGCUAAACAAGGAGAACUCAUCCCAGGAAAUCUUUUUUGAAGUAGAGUUGCCCAAGAUGGCCUUCAUCACCAACUUUAGCAUGGAAAUUGAUGGUCAGGUGUAUGUUGGAGAGGUGAAGGAGAAAGAGAGCGCCAAGGAGCAGUAUGAGAAGGCUGUUUCUUCUGGGAAGACUGCUGGACUUGUCAAGGCUUCUGGAAGAAAGAUGGAAAAGUUUUCUGUGUCUGUAAACAUUGCUGCCCAGAGCAGCGUGUCUUUCAUUCUGAUCUACGAGGAGCUCCUUCAGAGAACACUGGGCAGUUAUGAGAUCUUGAUCCGAGUCAAAGUAGAACAACCAGUGCAGGAGUUUCAGAUUGAGGCAGACAUCUAUGAGCCUCAAGGCAUUGCUUUUGUUGAGGCUUCUGCAACGUUCCUCACCAAUGAGCUGAUCCCUCUGAUAGAGAAAACUGUCACAGACACAAAGGCACACAUCUCAUUCUCACCAACAGUGGAGCAGCAACAGAAAUGUCCAGGCUGUAAGGGCUCAUUAAUUAAUGGAGAUUUCAUCAUCAAGUAUGAUGUGAAACGAGCAACAAGCCUGGGGGAAGUUCAGGCAGUAAAUGGAUACUUUGUGCACUUCUUUUCUCCCCCUGACCUGGCCAGAGUCCCAAAGAAUGUGGUGUAUGUAAUUGACACUAGUGGAUCGAUGCAUGGAGCAAAGAUUGAACAGACCCGAGAAUCAAUGGUUGCCAUUCUGCAAGACCUUCACGAAGAGGACCACUUUGGUAUCCUCCUGUUUGAGCGUAAGAUUAGUUACUGGAAGGAUUAUCUUACCAAAGCAACAAAGAGAAAUGUUUCUGACGCCAUUGACUAUGUAAAGAAAAUACAGGACAGUGGAAGCACCAACAUCAACAGUGCUAUACUGGAUGCAGUUAGUUUGCUGAAGAAAGAAAGAAAAGAAAAGAAAGUUCCAGAGAGGAGUAUGGAUAUGAUUUUUCUACUGACUGACGGGAUGCCAAACAGUGGGGUGACCAGCCCCCAGCUAAUCCAGCAGAAUGUAUUUUCUGCUAUUGGAGGAAUCAUGUCUCUGUUCUGUCUUGGAUUUGGAAAUGAUGUGGAUUACUCCUUCCUGGAUGUUAUGUGCAGGCAAAAUAAAGGAGUGGCCCGCAGAAUUUUUGAGGGUUCAGAUGCUGCCAUUCAACUCAAAGGUUUCUACGAGGAAGUGUCCAGCCCUCUGCUCUUGGAGGUGGAUCUGCGUUAUUCAGAGAAUACAGACUUCUUAACCAAAACUCACUACAGCCAGCUGUUCAACGGCUCAGAGAUCGUGGUUGCUGGUCAGCUGAAGGAAAAUGACGUGGAAAACUUCUUGGUGGAAGUGUUUGCCCACGGGUCUGAAGAGAACUUUGUGGCACAGGGAAAGGCCAGUGUGACUGACUGGCAGACAGUGUACCCAGAAAAGGGGUACAUUUUUGGAGAUUUCAUUGAGCGUAUGUGGGCCUACCUCACCAUCCAGCAGCAGCUGGAGAACAGUGCUCUCAGUACUAAAGAGGAGAGAGGAAAUAUAGAAGCCAAGGCUCUGAACCUGUCUCUGAAGUAUAACUUUGUCACCCCUCUCACAUCCUUGGUGGUCACCAAGCCUGAAAACGAGAAUGGAGCUGAUCGCUCUUUCAUUGCUGACAAGCUGACUGAAAGCCAGCGACAGCAAGCAGAAAGACACAUGGCAGGUGCACAUGCAUCGCCUGCUGUCGGCUCGCGUGUAAUUGAUGACUUACUUGCUGCAGUUGAUGGAGAUCCCCAUUUUAUGAUAGAGCUUCCAGAUAAAAACGACGCUCUGUGCUUCAACAUCAACGACAAACCAGGAACCAUUUUCAGUCUGGUCAGAGACCCCAAAUCAGGCUUUGUGGUGAAUGGCCAAAUAAUUAGCAAGAAGAAAGUUGCUCUGGAUGGUAACGUGAACACCUACUUUGGCCGUUUUGGUAUCACACAUCAGAACCUGGGGGUGAGACUGGAUGUGAGCAUUCAGGAUAUCUCUGUUUUCUACAAUGACAAGCAGGUCAAGCUGCUGUGGUCUGAUGCCACCUCACUCAGAGAUGCCAAUAUGGAGCUCAAGCUAGUUAAAAACUGCAGUCUGACAGUGACGCUGAGGCACUCAGUGAAAUUCAGGGUCAUCCGACACACAAAGGUUUGGAAGAGACGCCACGACCACCAAGACUACCUGGGUUUCUACACUCUGGACAGCCAGCACUUGUCUGCUUCAGUUCAUGGUCUGCUAGGUCAGUUCUACCGUGGGGUUGUGUUUGAGCUGACAGACCUGCGUCCAGGUGAAGGCCAGGAGAAACUGGAUGCCACCAUGUACGUGAAGGGGCAAAGGCUGAAUGUGACAAGACACUGGCAAAAAGACUUCAACAAGGAUGUGAAGAAUGGAGAAAGCAUCGCCUGCUGGUUUGUUGACAACGAGGGAAGAGGCCUGAUCGAUGGAACAGCCUCAGACUACACCGUGUCAGACCUUUUUACGGCUAUUUGAAAACGCAAAGUGCGAUCAGCAUUGCACUGGGAGCUGCAGGGUAGAUUUACAUGCUCUGGGUGGUGUGUGAUGAGAAGGCAUUGUAGUGAGUCGCUGGGUGUUUUCUAUUUCAAAGUGACACAUGCAAAAACUGAAAGCAAGUGCAUGUUUAUAUUAAUGCAAGCAUAUCACGUUACAGUAUAUUUUGAGUGUACGUGUUUGUGUCCUUCUGGCAUUACAGAGUGUAAUCGAACCUCUCCUGCUAAAUGUUAUUUAGUCAAACAGCAUCAGUGAGAUAGUUUGCUUUACUCACACAAUGACAGUGUGUGAGUCAAGAUAGAUUUAAUGAUGACACAAAUAACAUGGCAGGUAAAGCUUUCUGAAUAGUCUGCAUAUAUGACAUACUGCAUUCAUUUCUCUAUGCUUUCUUGGAAUUAAAUAAAUAUUUUGCUUUUUAAAA
Pundamilia nyererei is the source of this 3367-nucleotide messenger RNA. It is a transcript of the gene itih3a.1, whose product is annotated as inter-alpha-trypsin inhibitor heavy chain 3a, tandem duplicate 1. The coding region runs from base 415 to 2928 and encodes 837 amino acids. Lineage: Eukaryota; Metazoa; Chordata; Actinopteri; Cichliformes; Cichlidae. Gene Ontology annotation, biological process: hyaluronan metabolic process. The record is from RefSeq and is a predicted model, not a curated record. Gene Ontology annotation, molecular function: serine-type endopeptidase inhibitor activity. The transcript is spliced from 19 exons.